Baudoinia panamericana UAMH 10762 is the source of this 912-nucleotide messenger RNA. RefSeq lists its product as uncharacterized. NCBI's taxonomy places the organism in Eukaryota, Fungi, Ascomycota, Dothideomycetes, Mycosphaerellales, Teratosphaeriaceae. The coding region runs from base 1 to 912 and encodes 303 amino acids. The record is from RefSeq and is a predicted model, not a curated record. The transcript has 2 exons.
AUGACUCGCAUGACUCGCUCGCGUAAGAGGAACUCCAAUGAGGAGUUGGUGGCACCACCAACACUCGCUCCAAAGAGAGUGCGCCGGAUGAACAUGCUACGCGCCAAGACAGUCUCAAAGGACAACGAGGCGCUCUACAAGCAGAAUGCCGAGAACUCAUCGCUCCUCCGCCUACCUCCAGAUGUACGCAACCGUAUCUGGGGCUUUUUGCUCGGUGGAAAGACCGUCCACAUGUACUUACCACAUUCACUAUGGGAGAGAAGCGUCCGCCGGCCUUGUCACUCAAUCUGCUCCUCCUCCACCGAUGAUGCCGCUGAAGCUCGGCAGAUCAUUAGGUAUAACGAAGGCUUAGGCACGUCUGAGGGUUUCAAGCUCUACAGCGACCGCCAUUCCGACUGCAGUCUUGACGGAGAGCUUCGAAACCCCUUGCCGGUGCAAAUUCUUGCAACCUGUCGCCAGAUCCACCAGGAAGCAGCUUUGUUGCCAUUCCACCAGAACCACUUCGAGUUCGCAGUGUUUGCGGAUAUUGCGUGGUUCGCCAAAACCCUGUUUCCCGCUCAGACUCAUGCCAUUCGAUCGGUCGUUUUGAGCCACGCCCACUCAAUGUACUACACGAGCACCUUUGACAAGCUCGUCAAGAGCAAGCUUCGCGGUCUCACGCAGUUCACCUGCUUCAUGCCUGGCUUCGACAGAGAUCUAUGUGGUGGAGGAGAAGAAUGGAGGCUCAGGUUCGUGCAGAAGGUGGAGGAGUCACUCCUGCAAUUUCAGGGAUGCCCGAUCCAGUUCGCAUCGGUGGCAGUCUUCGAAGCCCCGUACAAGAGUCAAAAGACUAGUCGCAGUACUGACGGCAGAGUAAUAGUCGAAUGGUCUUCGCGCAUGGAGCGGGCGCUCAUGUCCACCAACGCUGAUUAA